Aspergillus candidus is the source of this 1803-nucleotide messenger RNA. RefSeq names its product chaperonin-containing T-complex subunit CCT8. Lineage: Eukaryota; Fungi; Ascomycota; Eurotiomycetes; Eurotiales; Aspergillaceae. Bases 77 to 1768 code for a protein of 563 amino acids. The record is from RefSeq and is a predicted model, not a curated record. Gene Ontology annotation, biological process: protein folding. Gene Ontology annotation, cellular component: chaperonin-containing T-complex. The transcript is spliced from 3 exons. Gene Ontology annotation, molecular function: ATP binding; ATP-dependent protein folding chaperone; ATP hydrolysis activity.
UGUUCACCCCCCUACCCCUUUUCUUCCCUUCCAAUUCUAUCUUGUCUCUUCAUCUUAGAGGCAACUUUCUCUCGUCAUGUCAUUGUCGAUGCCGGGUCCCUCCCAGGGGGGCCUUUUCAAACCCGGUUACCAGACUCACGAUGCCGAAGACGGCGCCGUCAUCCGGAAUAUCGAGGCUUGCCAGGCCAUCGCCCAGACCGUCCUGACCUCGCUGGGUCCCUACGGCCGCAACAAGAUCGUCAUCAACCACCUGCAGAAGUUGGUCCUCACGUCUGAUGCUGCGUCCAUCCUGCGCGAGCUCGAAGUCGUUCACCCGGCUGCGAAGCUCCUCGUCAUGUCCAGUCAACAGCAGGAUGCGGAGAUGGGUGAUGGAACCAACCUCGUGAUCAUCUUGGCGGGUGAGCUUCUCAAGAAGGCGGAGGAAUUGCUUCGUCUGGGUCUGAAGACUAGCGAUAUUGCACUGGGUUAUGAGAAGGCGCAGAAUUUCGCUCUGAAGGUAUUAGAAGAUCUCGAGGUCGACCGUUUGCAGUCUCUCCAAUCCCAGACCGAACUGACCAAGGCCCUCCGCACCGUGGUCGCGAGCAAGCAGUCCGGCAUGGAGGAUCUGCUGGCGUCGCUGGUGGCCGAGGCCGUGCUGGCCGUGCUGCCCAAGAACCCGAUCAACUUCAACGUGGAUAAUGUUCGUGUGGUGAAGAUCAUGGGUGGCAGCUUGGAGCAGUCGCGCGUGAUCAAGGGUAUGGUCUUUGGCCGGGAGCCCGAUGGAAUCAUCAAGAAGGCCCAGAAGGCCAAGGUCGGCGUGUUCAGCUGCCCGAUCGAUAUUUCCCAGACCGAGACCAAGGGCACUGUCCUCCUGAAGAACGCCGAGGAGAUGCUCAACUUCACCAAGGGCGAGGAGGAGCGCCUGGAGGCGGCCGUCAAGGAGCUGUACGACUCCGGCGUCCGCGUCGUCGUCUGCGGCUCCACCGUCGGUGACCUCGCCAUGCACUACCUCAACCGCUUCAACAUCCUCGUGGUCAAGAUUCUCUCGAAAUUCGAGCUCCGCCGACUCUGCCGCGUCGUGGGUGCCACCCCCCUGGCCCGUCUGGGCGCCCCCAUGCCCGACGAGAUGGGCUCCAUCGACGUGGUCGAGACCACCGAGAUCGGUGGUGACCGCGUGACGGUCUUCCGCCAGGAGGACCCCAGCACCAUCACCCGCACGGCGACCAUCGUCCUGCGGGGCGCCACGCAGAACCACCUGGACGACGUGGAGCGGGCCAUUGAUGACGGCGUCAACGCCGUCAAGGCCGUCACCAAGGAUCCUCGCCUGGUGCCCGGUGCCGGAGCGACCGAGAUCCAGCUGGUCGAGCGGAUCACCGCCUUCGCCGACCGGACGCCCGGCCUGCCGCAGUAUGCCAUCCGCAAGUACGCCGAAGCCUUCGAGGUGAUCCCGCGCACGCUGGCGGAAUCCGCGGGUCUCGACGCCACCGAGGUUCUCUCCCGGCUCUACACGGCGCACCAGCGCAAGAACGGCGACGCCGCGGCGGAGGGCAGCUCCGACAGCGACGAGCCGUACUGGACGACCGGUGUGGACCUGGAAUCGUCCGCGUCGGCGGGCACUCUCGACACGGUGGAAGAGGGCAUCCUCGACCUGCUGGCCUCGAAGAGCUGGGCGAUCCGUCUGGCCAGCGAGGCGGCCCGGACGGUGCUCAGCGUGGAUCAGAUUAUCGUGGCCCGUCAAGCGGGCGGACCCAAGCCGCCCGGUCCCAACCCCAACUGGGAUGAGGACUAAGCGUGAGGUUGCAGGGACCCGACGGGGGACUGGGU